AUGACGAUGACCGCCUCGGAUAAAUACACGUACCAGCGGACCGUUUUGUGUUUGGCCCGUGUUCUGGCGGGGAUUCAGCCCACUCCGUGGGAAAAGGUGCAAACCCUGUUCAGGUAUUGCCCGCAGGAGAAUGCCGCCGGAGUGUUCUGCCUGGACACACGGGCCCAGGAUGCCGUGAUUGCCCUUGGAAUCUACUAUCUAGAAGGCGGCUGCCAGCAUGAGGGACAGAUUGUACCCUACUUGCUUCGCCUGGCUAAAUGUUUGCCCAAAGCAGUCUGGAUUGACGAUGCCCGAAGCAACAAAGUCGAACGCAUUCGCAUUCCCUCGGCGGAGAAGUUUAGCUUCUGCUUGAAUACCCUGCUCUCCGAUAUAGCGGCCAAAUGUCCAGAUUCCCGCGAGGAGAUCAUUCUGAAUCAAGUGGAAACGUUAAGUGCUCUGGCUAACAUAGUAAAGUCCAGCAGGGACAGCAGCUCAGCACCACCUCCCAUUAUCCUGUGCAAGGCUACGGUGCCCUUGCUCUUUGGACUGGCCCGAUCGAUGGGUCGCUAUGCGAGCAAUGAUCCUCCCCUGCUGUGCCGCAUUUUUCCGCCAGAGCUGCUGCCUAUUCAGAAAGGCGGUGGACGCGAUGGCACCGGAUCGAGCAGCAGUGCCAGUGGCACUUGUGGCGGGUCCUUCAGCAGUAGCGAACGCUUGGCAGCCACGCAUCAGUUUCGACCCAUAAUACCGCGCUCCAUGUCGGGCAGCUUGGCGCAGGCCCAGAACCAAGGUCACGAUGAUGCGCGCCAGCGGUACACGGCCGGAAAGCACAAUAAGCCCUCAUUGCACAGCUACUUCUCCGUGCCGUACGACCCACGGACGCACUUCUUCACGCGUUACGGCUCCAGUUUCAACCAGUUCCCCAACAUGCGCGUCUGCGAAUCGCCUACGAAAGGAGGCCCACGACCCUUGUAUCGAGUGCCACCGUUUCCCAUCCAGCAUCUGCAGACCAUAUUUGCAGUGUCCAAGAAACUGUUAACCAAGGACACGCUGGAACAUUUGGAUGAGCAGGCUAGCGACAUAUUUUCACUGCACCAAAUCAAAGGCUAUUGUUACAAGAGCUUCUCGGAAACGCUAAACCUGGUUUUGGUUACAUUGCUACGUGAAUUGCUCCAGCAUCAGGUGGACUUGCCGACGCCAUUCACCAAGGAUGUGCAGGAAUUCGUAAAAAGACUGUUCCUGAAUGGACAAACGGAGUUGCAGAAUAAGCAGCAGGAUCAGGAGCGUGAGCGACGCGAGGAAAACGGCAUUGCGGUGGUCAACAAGUACAAGGUCAAUGUAAUGGCCAAUGCGGCAUGUGUCGAUCUACUGGUUUGGGCCAUUCGCGAUGAAACGGUUGACGUCGACUAUAAUGUGCCAUCCCUGCAGAAUGGCUUGCAAUUUUUAUUGAAGAAAGAGGCCGAUAAGCUGUGUGGCCGGCUGUCGCAAAAAUUGAAUUUGGAGCUCAGUCACAAGAUCGUGAUGGAUCACAUGCCGCUGCUAAUGGUUUGUCUAGAGGGUCUCGGUAAACUGGCCCACAAGUUUCCCAACAUUGCUGGCACCUCAAUUUCAUAUCUGCGCGAUUUCCUUGUGGCACCCAGUCCAAUUCUGGGCAAGCUCCAUGACCAUGCCAUGCAGUCUUUGGCUCAGCAAAAGAAGGAGAAGGAGCUGACGCCAUUUAAGAUCGCGGUGCAGCACUCGGAUUCACGGACGGCGGUCGUAAUUUACGGAGAUAACCAAAAACCGCCAGGCAUCGGAACUGGAAGGAGUGGUCAUGCUGCUUUUGAAUCUCUGCGCGAUGCGGCCAUCGAGAAUUUGUCGAUCGCUUUGAGAGCUGCCCACACCCUGGACCAGUUUUGUGUCCCAGCUUUGGUCGCAAACGUAUCAAACCGUCUCUUCACCGCCGAAAAAUCUGGCAGUGAAUCGCAAGGUGAAUGCCACAAAUCCAACCUGGUUAGCCUCAACAUCAUUGUGAUGUUGGGUCAUGUGGCCGUAGCGCUAAAGGACACUUCGAAAACCACCCAAAACAUUCUGCAGUUCUUUAUCCAGCGUUUUUGUAAGGUACCUUCAGAACAGAACGCCUUGAUAGUGGAUCAACUGGGCUGUAUGAUCAUUUCGCAGUGCGAAACCCAUGUCUUCGAUGAGAUCAUGAAGAUGUUCUCCCGCGUCACAGUGCAAUCGGCUUCGUUGGCCUACACAUCUGAUCCGGAACACAGAAAGCAAUUCCAUCACGUCUCGGAUGCGGUGGUCAAUGCGUUGGGCAAUAUAGCGGCCAAUAUCCAAGGUGAUGCCGAGAUGCUAGAGCUGCUAGGCAAGCUGCUGGAGCUGUUCGUGCAGAUCGGUUUGGAUGGCGAGCGCAGCUACGACAAUACACCGGGAGCCCAGAAGGCCAGCUCACGUGCUGGUAAUCUGGGCAUGCUGAUACCGGUGAUUGCGGUAUUGGUGCGCCGCCUGCCUCCGAUCAAGAAUCCGCGCCAACGCCUGCACAAGCUCUUCAAGGACUUCUGGGCCUACUGUGUGGUGAUGGGCUUCACAAAUGCCCGACUUUGGCCAGCAGAUUGGUAUCAAGGUGUCCAGCAAAUAGCGGCCAAGUCGCCGCUACUCAUUUCGCAGACCGCCCACAAAUCAGAUAUGAGAGAACUCAAUUACACGCUGGCUAUAAAAAGCGAUUCGGUUAACGAGCUGCGCAGCCAGAUCCUGGUGCUUCUGGAGCACUCUUCAGACAAUGUUGCCACGGCGAUCAAUAAGCUUUCCUUUGCGCAAUGCACCUAUCUCUUGAGUGUUUACUGGUUAGAGAUGCUGCGCGUGGAGAAUGCGGAUGAGCCGAGUCUGGAGCCGAUAAUGAGCUACCUCUGCGAUACGGCGCUUCAAAGGGACAAAACGGGCAUCUGGCAGUGCGUCAAGUGCGUUGCCGACCAGGUCUUCGAGAAAUUUCGCAAUGUUCUAUACGCUCAUGACGAGAUCCGUGAGAAGGUGCUGGAAUCGCAAGCAACCCUGCUGCUGGUCUACUUCAACCACAUCCACAAACCUAUCCAGGUUGUGGCCGAUCAGUAUCUAUCCUUUCUAGUCGAUCGUUUUCCCCAUCUGCUUUGGAAUCGCCGGGUGUUGUGGUGCAUGCUAGACAUCCUCCAACUACUGGCGUACUCGCUCAGCUUGGAUCCCAACGAGGAGACGCCCACGUUGCGGGUGGUUUCCACUCCUUACACCCUGCAGCUGAUGGACUCGCUUCCGGCUAGGGAGCUGCGCCUAAAGGAUUUUGCCGAUCGGUGUCAGGGAAUCGUGAAUGAGGCCAUGAAGUGGGCGCCACGAUCCACACGGUCGCAUCUACAGGAGUAUCCAAAUCAGAUUCCGACGCCUGUCCUAGCCCACCACAGUGGAUUGGCCCUGGCAUUCGACUCCGUGGUCAGCAGCAGUGCCUUGCACACGGGAACUACGAGUAAACGACCGAGUUGCGUUAACUCAGAUACGCCAAGAUUCGUAUCAGUUUUAUGCCUGAGGAGCAAAUACGCCGGAGAGAUAAGCGGCCUGUUGUCCGUACUUAGUGAAAAGGAUAAAGCAGGACUAGCGGAUCGACUGGUCAGUGAUGUCUGGGAGGCUUGUGCGGAGAAGAGCGAUGCCCGUCAUCGUGGAGCUCUUUGGCGGGCCACUGCCUAUCUGAUCAUCUGCUCGGAGAUUGACAGGAAACUUUUGCAUGCCGUGGCCAGCUCGCAACUAGAAUUGUUCACCGAAUCGGCGAUGGAGACCGCCGUUGAAUGUUGGCAAUGGGUACUAACUGCCCGGCAGGAUCUGGAGCUGUGCUUCAUCCAAGAGAUGGUCAGCGCCUGGCAGACAACAUUUGAGAAGCGUAUGGGCUUGUUUGCCUGGGAAACGGAAGUUACAAAUCCCCUUGCCGCCUACGAAGGCUGUAAGUUGGUUAGCAAGCCCAUACUGAUCGGUCCACAUCUAAUUUGGUUGCAAUUGCUCUCGGAAAUGGUGGACACGGCUAAGUAUUGCAAUCGGGAUAAGGUUGAGAUGUUCUGUCUUCUUCUGCAUCGAUGUCUUCCUAUACUGAAGAGUAGCAAGCAGAAUCGUCAGGUGUCCACGGUGGGCUGCCGCUUUAAGCUGCUGCAGUGCGGAUUAUCGCUGCUACAGGGCAAUACCAUACCUAAAUCUCUGGCAAGGAAUAUUCUCCGGGAGCGGAUAUACUCCAAUGCAUUGGACUAUUUUUGCGGACCCCCCACGUGCCCGAAUCAAAGCAGGGAGCAAUUGCUGGAGGAUAUUAUGAUACUGCUGAAAUUUUGGCAGACGAUGCGCAGUGAAAAAAAGCAUCUGGUCACCUCCGAAGUGGGUGACUAUGAUUUGACGAAUGCCUCUGUGAGCUCCACACAGAUGCUGGCUGUGAGAAAUAAUCCGGAGACGGCUUCCCUGAUCAGUGGCAGUGGCUUGGUCAAUGACUACACGCGCUCUAUGAGUGCCAGUGGAAAUGCGGUGGGUAUGGGUGCGGCAGGUGGUGGGAGCAGCAGUGGUUGGUACAACACCAUUCCACACUCUACGUCCACCUUAUCCAAGCGAUCAAAUCGUUCCAAACGGCUACAAUAUCAAAAGGAUUCGUAUGACAAGGACUACAUGAAGAAACGAAAUUUGAUCCUCGAGCUGCUGGCCGUCGAGCUUGAGUUUCUCAUCACCUGGUAUAAUCCCAAUUGUCUGCCAGACCUAAUAGUGCCAGGUGAGGAACAGAUCACUGAGUGGCGCAACCGACCAUACAAGCCAAACGUUUGGCGGGAUUAUGCCCGUCUCGCCUGGUGCUACAACCCGGCACUGGCUGUCUUCCUACCGCAGCGGAUCAAAAAUGCAGAGAUUAUCGACGAGGAGGUGUCACGACUUGUCUGCUCCGAUCCCAUAGCUGUGUGCCACAUCCCCGAAGCGCUGAAGUACUUGUGCACCACUAAGAAUUUACUGCAGGAGAGUCCAGAUCUAGUAUACAUACUGUCCUGGUCGCCAGUGACGCCGAUCCAUGCGCUAGCUUACUUUUCGCGGCAAUAUCCAUCUCAUCCGCUAACCGCUCAGUAUGCUGUGAAGACCCUCUCCUCGUAUCCGGCGGAAUCGGUGCUGCCGUAUAUUCCACAAUUGGUUCAAGCACUUCGACACGACACCAUGGGCUAUGUGGUGGAGUUCAUUAAGAAUAUUUCUCGGAGGUCGCAGAUUGUAGCGCAUCAGUUGAUCUGGAACAUGCAGACGAAUAUGUACAUGGACGAAGAUCAGCAACACAAAGAUCCCAAUCUGUAUGAGGCCCUCGAUCAGCUAUCGCAAAGUAUAAUCGCUUCAUUUUCGGGCGCCGCCAAGAGAUUCUACGAGCGGGAAUUCGAUUUCUUUGGCAAGAUAACAGCCGUCUCCGGUGAGAUUCGCUCGUUUGCCAAGGGCAUUGAGCGGAAGAACGCGUGUUUGGCGGCGCUUAGCAGGAUCAAGGUGCAGGGCGGGUGCUAUCUGCCCUCCAACCCAGAGGCCAUGGUGCUGGAUAUCGACUACAGCAGCGGCACGCCCAUGCAGAGUGCGGCUAAAGCGCCGUAUUUGGCCAGAUUCAGAGUAUAUCGAUGCGGCAUCACAGAAUUGGAGACGCGCGCCAUGGAGGUGUCUAAUAAUCCGAAUUCUCAGGAGGACGCCAAGAUGACGCUGGGCGUGGAGUCCUGGCAGGCUGCAAUUUUUAAGGUGGGCGACGAUGUGCGCCAGGACAUGUUGGCCCUUCAGGUGAUCACCAUCUUUAAGAGCAUCUUCCAACAGGUGGGACUCGAUCUUUUCUUGUUUCCCUACCGCGUUGUGGCCACCGCUCCAGGGUGCGGUGUGAUUGAGUGCGUGCCGAAUGCCAAGUCUAGGGAUCAACUCGGUCGACAGACCGACAGUGGACUCUCAGAGUAUUUCCAGCAUCAGUAUGGCGACGAGAGCUCCAAGGAGUUCCAGGCAGCGCGCGCCAACUUUGUGAAAUCGAUGGCAGCCUACUCUUUAAUAGGUUAUUUGCUGCAGAUUAAAGAUCGCCACAACGGUAACAUCAUGAUCGACAAGGAUGGUCACAUAAUACACAUAGAUUUUGGCUUUAUGUUCGAGUCCUCGCCAGGUGGUAAUAUCGGUUUCGAACCCGAUAUGAAGUUGACCGACGAGAUGGUCAUGAUUAUGGGCGGCAAGAUGGACUCACCGGCCUUCAAGUGGUUCUGUGAGCUGUGCGUCCAGGCCUUCCUCGCCGUUCGGCCUUACCAGGAUGCGAUUGUUUCCCUGGUAUCCCUGAUGCUGGACACUGGGCUGCCAUGUUUCCGUGGACAAACGAUUAACCUGCUCAAGCAGCGAUUCGUGGCUACCAAGAAUAACAAGGAGGCAGCCGCCCACAUGCUGGCUGUCAUCCGAAACUCGUACCAGAACUUCCGCACGCGUACCUACGACAUGAUCCAGUACUACCAGAACCAGAUACCCUACUAAAAAUCUAAAACCCAAAUACAAGCGCCUCAUGUUCGUUGUUGUUGGCCAAAAGACACUUAAAAAUACACAACACUCGAAACAUAAACCUACAAACAGAAAAUAUCCCUGCCCCAUCCGUAUUAUUAAUUUUUUGUCGCCGCACCCGUAUUUGUAUUUCUUAACCCGCAUUUCCAAAGUGUGUUUCUAUCUGUUUCGCGUACUUAUAAGAUGUUGAACUUUUUCCAAGAUUUUACGACGCAUAUGCAUAUAUUCGUUAUACAAUAUUUAUAAAUAUUAAAUCAAUUAUAGGGCAAUAUGUUAUAUAA
Messenger RNA from Drosophila subpulchrella, 6764 nucleotides. It is a transcript of the gene Pi4KIIIalpha, whose product is annotated as phosphatidylinositol 4-kinase alpha. The record is from RefSeq and is a predicted model, not a curated record. Gene Ontology annotation, biological process: phosphatidylinositol phosphate biosynthetic process; phosphatidylinositol-mediated signaling. The transcript is spliced from 11 exons. Gene Ontology annotation, cellular component: plasma membrane; cytoplasm. Lineage: Eukaryota; Metazoa; Arthropoda; Insecta; Diptera; Drosophilidae. Gene Ontology annotation, molecular function: 1-phosphatidylinositol 4-kinase activity. Bases 1 to 6459 code for a protein of 2152 amino acids.